Messenger RNA from Drosophila innubila, 683 nucleotides. RefSeq lists its product as uncharacterized. The transcript has 4 exons. Lineage: Eukaryota; Metazoa; Arthropoda; Insecta; Diptera; Drosophilidae. The record is from RefSeq and is a predicted model, not a curated record. Bases 1 to 504 code for a protein of 167 amino acids.
AUGGAUCCAGCCAAGUUUAUUGGAAAAGUAAAAGAGGGAGUGCGCAUGGAGCACAAAUCCCGUCGAAAUUAUCCUCAGGUUUGGACGAAAAUUGCCGAAACUGAGACAAAUAAGUUUUAUCAUCAGGAUGAGAUUGACAAAAAGUUAAAGGAGAAACUGACAUUACAAGAGAUCUGUCCCUAUGAGCAUGAUGGUAAGGGUGACACACACUUUAUUUCACCGGAAAUGCACAAGAAUCUGGUGGAGAUUUGUCGCUGUGGUCGACCCCGACGUGGCAUACACAUGGGCAAAUGUCUGCAGCGGGCAAUCAAUCCAGAUUUGCAGGAUGAAGCCGGAGAAACUAUGAAUCCCAAAAGCGUGCCACGCACAUCGAACUCUAAUAUUGGUUUUCGUAGCGCUGCCUAUAAGAAAUUGGAACAGUCCAUGCAAUACGUUUCUCCCACGCACUCUAUGCCCGGUCCACGCAUAACUGCCGCGCCUUAUAAUACUAUUAUUAUAGGUUAAUUAAAUAGACUAAAUAUUCUAUCUUUAAUUAAAAUCUUAACUGGAGAUUUUCCAGCGGUCAAUUUUGAAUUUUUUUAAACGGUUGUUGCUUUUGGGGAUGUCCCCACUUAUUAGGUUAUCGCAAUCGAUUGAAAACAACUCAAAUCGCAACUGGAUUUACCAGAAAUACAUCGCUGAAA